Lycium barbarum (goji berry) is the source of this 1848-nucleotide messenger RNA. Its product is annotated as 3-phosphoshikimate 1-carboxyvinyltransferase 2. NCBI's taxonomy places the organism in Eukaryota, Viridiplantae, Streptophyta, Magnoliopsida, Solanales, Solanaceae. The transcript is spliced from 8 exons. The record is from RefSeq and is a predicted model, not a curated record. Gene Ontology annotation, molecular function: 3-phosphoshikimate 1-carboxyvinyltransferase activity. Bases 55 to 1599 code for a protein of 514 amino acids. Gene Ontology annotation, biological process: chorismate biosynthetic process; aromatic amino acid biosynthetic process.
UCAAACUUUUGCAUAUCAACUACCAAAGACAUAACAUACAGAACACACUAAAAAAUGGCACAGAUUAACAACAUGACACAAGGGAUACAAACCCUUCAUCCCAAUUCCAAUAUUCAUAAACCCCAACUCCCCACAUUUUCACCUUCUCUUUCUUUUGGAUCUAAAAAUCUGAAAAAUUCAUCAAAAUCUACAUGGGUCUUGAAAAAAGAUUCAGUUUUGACAACAAAGUCUUCUUCUUUUAGGAUUUCAGCAUCAUCAAUGGCUACAACCUCUGAUGUUGUGUUGCAACCCAUUAAAGAAAUAUCAGGCACUGUUAAAUUACCUGGCUCUAAAUCAUUAUCCAAUCGCAUUCUCCUUCUUGCUGCACUAUCUGAAGGAACCACUGUGGUUGACAAUUUGCUAAGUAGUGAUGAUAUUCAUUACAUGCUUGGUGCCUUAAAAACACUUGGACUGAAAGUAGAAGAAGACAGUGCAAACCAACGAGCUGUUGUUGAAGGUUGUGGUGGGCUGUUCCCUGUUGGUAAAGACUCCAACGAAGAAAUUCAACUUUUCCUUGGAAAUGCAGGAACUGCUAUGCGGCCACUAACAGCAGCAGUUGCUGUAGCUGGUGGAAAUUCAAGGUAUGUACUUGAUGGAGUUCCUCGAAUGAGAGAACGACCGAUUGGUGAUUUGGUUGAUGGUCUGAAGCAGCUUGGUGCAGAGGUUGAUUGUUUCCUCGGUACGAAAUGUCCUCCUGUUCGAAUCGUCAGCAAGGGAGGUCUUCCGGGAGGGAAGGUGAAGCUGUCUGGAUCCAUUAGCAGCCAAUACUUGACUGCUCUGGUUAUGGCUGCUCCACUGGCUUUAGGAGAUGUCGAGAUUGAAAUCAUUGACAAACUUAUAUCUGUACCUUAUGUCGAAAUGACAUUAAAGUUGAUGGAACGAUUUGGUAUUUUGGUGGAGCACAGCAGUAGCUGGGACAGGUUCUUCGUCCGAGGAGGUCAGAAAUACAAGUCUCCUGGAAAAGCUUAUGUGGAAGGUGAUGCUUCAAGUGCUAGUUACUUCUUGGCCGGUGCGGCUGUCACAGGUGGAACCAUAACUGUUGAAGGUUGUGGGACAAACAGUUUACAGGGGGAUGUGAAAUUUGCUGAGGUUCUUGAGAAAAUGGGAGCAGAAGUUACGUGGACAGAGAAUAGCGUCACAGUCAAAGGACCACCAAGGAAUUCUUCUGGAAGGAAGCAUUUGCGUGCCAUUGAUGUGAACAUGAAUAAAAUGCCUGAUGUUGCCAUGACACUUGCUGUAGUUGCACUUUUUGCUGAUGGUCCCACUGCUAUAAGAGACGUUGCCAGUUGGAGAGUCAAGGAAACUGAGCGCAUGAUCGCCAUAUGCACAGAACUUAGGAAGUUGGGAGCAACAGUUGAAGAAGGACCUGACUACUGCAUAAUCAGUCCACCGGAGAAAUUAAAUGUGACCGAUAUUGAUACAUACGACGAUCACAGAAUGGCCAUGGCUUUUUCUCUUGCUGCUUGUGCAGAUGUUCCGGUCACCAUCAACGACCCUGGCUGCACGCGGAAGACCUUCCCGAACUACUUUGAUGUCCUUCAGCAGUACUCCAAGCAUUGAAACCGCUUCCUUAUGUUGCAGAGUGUAAGUAAGAACAUGUGAAAUUAUUUAGAUCAUGUACAAGACAGGUUAUAACUGGUAUCUGAUGGGCGUAUUUGCCAUGUGAUGAUGUUCUGUGUAUUUGUUCAAGUUGAGCUCCUUUUUGUCUUUGAAGGAAUGUAUACUGUAAUAGAGUUAAGAAUUCCUAGUAUGGGCUAGCGCGAAGAGUACUAGUACUAUUUUCUUAUUUUAUUGAUUGAAUUUUGUGAA